Molecule: messenger RNA, 1927 nt
Organism: Ichthyophthirius multifiliis
Lineage: Eukaryota; Ciliophora; Oligohymenophorea; Hymenostomatida
Exons: 2
Biological process (GO): chromatin organization
Cellular component (GO): histone deacetylase complex
Molecular function (GO): histone deacetylase activity
Source: RefSeq, a predicted model, not a curated record
GUAUAUUGUAUGAUUUUGAAUAGCUAAAACACAAAUCAACCCGCUUUCAUUUUGAGAAACCAGAACGUUUGUCUUCAAUAAUAAGUUAUUUAAAGGAACAAAAUCUUUUAAAUUCGCCAAAUAUAGAAGUAAUAGAUAAGUUAACUCCUGCUUCAAAAGAAAUAAUACGAUACGUCCAUGAUGAAAACUAUAUAAAAUUUAUUGAAUAAAUGUAUCCUAAAGAUAGCAAAAAAAAACAGGUUUUGUAUGAAGAUACAUAUGCGAAUGAAUAUACCAAAUAAAUUGCUGAAAUUGGAGUCGGCGCAAUGGUUUAAGCUUUAGAUAAUAUUUAAAGUGGGAAAUGGAAAAAUGCAUUUUGUAUAAUAAGACCACCAGGACAUCAUUCUGGUGAAAAAAAUACUUGUUGUGGAUUUGCUUUUUUAAUAAUGUAGCCAUUGGUACUAAAUAUUUAUAAAAAAUAUAUGAACUUAAGAAAAUACUUAUUAUUGAUUGGGAUAUUCACCAUGGAGAUGGAACUUAAUUUAUAUUUAAUUAAGAUCCUUCUGUAUUAUUUAUAUCUAUUCAUAGACAUGAUAACGGCACUUUUUAUCCAAAUUCUGGUAAUGUAGAAAAUUCUGGAGAAGGUUUAGGAAAAGGUUUUAGCAUUAAUAUUCCUUGGGACAUUGAAGAAGGAUAAAAUAAUUAUACUGCAGGUACUGAUGAAUAUAUUUAUGUUUUCGAAAGAAUUAUUAUGCCCAUUAUUUAAGAAUUCUAACCUGAGUUUACUAUUGUUUCUUCAGGUUUUGAUUCUGCUUAAGGUGAUCCUUUAGGUGGAUGUAAAUUAACAUAUGAAGGAUAUGCGUUAUAUUAUAAAAAUUUAUGAAUAUUUAAAUAUUUUUAUUAAUAAAAAGAUAUUUGACAAAAAGAGUAAUGGAGAUUAAUAAUGGAAAAUUACUUGUUUGUCUUGAAGGAGGAUAUAAUUUAGAAAGUAUAAGUUGGGCAAGUGAAGCUGUAUUAAGAAUUUUAAAAGGAGAAGAGUUUCCUUUGGAAAAAAAUGAAAGAUAAGUUUCAUUCGAAUAGUUAAAAACUAAUAUAAAGCCUAAUAUUAUUGCAUUUAAUGCAGUAGAGAAAUGUUUAAAAGAAUUCAGUAAACAUUGGAAUUCCAUAAAAGAAGAAGAAAAUUAAUUCGAUAAACUAAUUUUAAAAAAUUUAAAUUAAAAUCAAAGUUCAAUAUGUGCAGGUCAUGAAUAAAGAUUUAUAAUAAAAGAUGAUAAAAUAUUAAAGGAAUCCAAUUAAAAUGAAAAGGAAUUUUACGAAGAAAUUUAUAAUAAAGAAAGCAAACUUUUAAAAUAAAACAAUUUUUUAAAAGAAUUAAUUCCUACUUUUUAUGGGGUUGAAAAGAUUGGAUAAAAGGAAUAUUUAAUUUUGGAAAAUUUAACUUUUGAUAAAGUUUCUUAUAACAUAAUGGACUUAAAAAUUGGAAAAUCAACAAAAAGUAAAGAGAGUAGUUUAACAAAAUAAAAAAAAAAUGAAAGUAAAGACUUAAAGUCUACUUCAAAUAAAUUAGGUUUUAGAAUAAGUGGAGCUAUUCUUAGAAAUUAAAGAGGUAUUCCUUUAGAAGUUAUUAAGAAAAAUACUAAAUUAGAUAAUAAAUAAACUGAAAAUGUAAUUUAUAAAAUUUUUAGUUCAUAUAAUUAAAAUGUAGAUGUUAAUCUAUUUGGGUUAUAACAGUUUCUUUGUUUUGUAUAAAAGUUAAAACAUUUUUUUUUAAAUUUUAACACGAGAUAAUUUGUUUCUUGCUCUAUUUUAGCGAUUAUUGAUAAUGCUUAAGAUAUUUACUAAUUUAGAUUUAUUGAUUUUAACCAUGUCUAUGAUAAUCAAGAUGAAAAUUUUAGGGAUUAGAACGUUAUUUUUGGUUUAGAAAAGUUGUAGGAUAUUAUUAUUAAAA